AUGAUGAUUUAUACAUUAAUAACCUUUUGCAUGCCCCAGCUCUCUUACAUCUUUCGGUAUAUGCACUUCCAUUUGCUUAUCACUCCGACUCCAUUAAUGGCGGCAAAGAGCAAGAUCUUGGUAAUCGGUGGGACAGGACACAUGGGAAAAUUCAUAGUAGAAGCGAGUGCCAAGGCAGGCCAUGAGACCUUUGCUUUGGUUCGAGAAGCAACGCUGAAAAAUCCAACCAAGGCUAAUAUGAUCAACAGCUUCAAGAAGUUGGGCGUGAAAAUUGUGCUGGGGGAUUUGUUUGACAAUGAGAGCCUGGUAAAGGUAUUAAAGCAGGUGGACGUGGUGAUAUCCACGGUUGGUCUUGAACAAUAUGACCAUCAGCUUCACAUUAUAUCUGCCAUCAAACAAGUCACAAAUGUCAAGAUUCAAAGAUUCUUCCCUGCUGAAUUUGGAAUGGAUGCGGAUAGAGUGCAUGCAGUUGAGCCAGAAGAAUCAGCAUUUGGUAGUAAAGCUAAAAUCCGUCGGGCUAUCGAAGCCAGCGGGAUACCAUACACCUAUGUGUGCUGCAACUUCUUUGCGGGCCGCUUCCUUCACACAAUGUUGCAGCCAGGAGCCACAGCUCCCCCUAGAGAUCAACUCAUGGUCUUUGGCGAUGGAAACCUUAAAGGUAUUUUUAACAAGGAAGAGGACGUUGCAACCUAUACAAUUAGGACAGUGGAUGACCCAAGAACCUUGAAUAAAAUCCUCUACAUUAAGCCUCCUGCUAAUAUCUACUCGUUUAAUGAGCUCGUGUCUUUGUGGGAGAAAAAAAUUGGCAAAACCCUAGAAAAGGUCUAUGUUCCCGAGGACAAACUACUUGAAAAUAUUCAAGAGGCCUCGGCUCCAAACGAUGCGAUAUUAUCAAUUGGUCACUCAGUUUUUGUAAAGGGAGAUCAAACUAAUUUUGUGAUCCAGCCUUCAUUUGGUCUUGAAGCUUCGGAGCUUUAUCCAGAUAUUAAAUACACAACCGUGGAUGAGUACCUAAACCAAUUUGUAUAAGAUUAAAUGGUUGCCAGCUUCUUCAGAAAGUAGAUGUGAUUUAUAUAAUUUUAAUGAAUAAACAAAAAAUGUAGUCUAGCUUUUACAAACAGAUCAAUGAGAGAAUGUGUUCGUCCUUUAUUCAACUACCCCUUUUGUUACCUCAUUAAAUUAUGCAGUGGAAGUUUAGAGAUGAGCUGUUUGCCUUAUUUUCCUUUUUGUCUCAUUCUUUUUUUUUUAAAGGUCUUGUUUUCCCUGUCCUCUAUUUCUUUAUUAAAUAAUAUCUCUACAUUGAACUGCUUAUUGUCAA
Messenger RNA from Ziziphus jujuba (common jujube), 1318 nucleotides. Its product is annotated as phenylcoumaran benzylic ether reductase POP1-like. The coding region runs from base 1 to 1029 and encodes 342 amino acids. Gene Ontology annotation, molecular function: oxidoreductase activity. The record is from RefSeq and is a predicted model, not a curated record. NCBI's taxonomy places the organism in Eukaryota, Viridiplantae, Streptophyta, Magnoliopsida, Rosales, Rhamnaceae. The transcript has 4 exons.